Funneliformis caledonium is the source of this 228-nucleotide messenger RNA. Lineage: Eukaryota; Fungi; Glomeromycota; Glomeromycetes; Glomerales; Glomeraceae. The record is from the annotation of a GenBank genome assembly.
AUGAGUUUGUGUUGUCCUUACGAAGAAUAUGAAACAUCAUUAGAAAUACAAAACUCUCCUUAUUCUCCUUUGUUACAAGAACUUGACUAUGAUGAGGAAAUUAUGAGUGAUAAUGAAAAUAUCAUAUAUGGUUUGGAUACUGAUAUUGAUUCGGUAGAUUCUGAAGAUUUUCGUAGAGCUAGCUUUGAAGAUGCAGUAAAUGAUAUGAUCAAUGAGCAUAUUCCAUAG